AUGGCAAUUUGGGCAAUUAAGCUCGGAGCAUAUGACAUCGAGUAUAGGGCAAGACACGCAAUCAAGGGACAAAUACUCGCAGACUUCAUAACAGAAAUAAAGGAAGAAGGAAAUACAACAACCCACUCCACAUCAUUUGUAGUAACCGGAGAAGUGGAUUCUGAAACCUGGGAGUUAUACACAGACGGGGCAUCAAGUUCAGAAGGAUGCGGGGCCGGAAUAAGGCUGGUCAGCCAAGACAACCAAGAAUACACGUAUGCCUUGAAGUUUGAAUUCGAUACGACAAACAACGAAGCAGAAUAUGAAGCAUUGCUAACAGGACUAAACCUGACUAACAGUAUGAAAAUCAGAAGCAUCAAGGCUUUUGUAGAUUCCCAGCUAGUGGCGAACCAGGUGAAGGGAGUGUACGAAGCCAACGGAGAAACUAUAAAGCUAUACUUGGGGAAAACAAAGGAAUUAAUUGAGCAAUUUGGAAGUUUCAGCAUCGAGCACAUACAAAGAAACCAAAAUAAAAAAGCAGAUGCACUUAGCAAACUGGCUUCCCUAAUAUUCGCACACCUGGGGAAAAAAGUGUUCAUAGAAGUCCUCAAAGAAAGAUCUAUACACGAAAAGAAAGUAUACGACUUAGUAAAAGAAGAAAGGAAAAAUUGGAUGAACCCAAUAAUAGAAUACCUAGUCAGCGGAAUACUCCCAGAAGACGAAAACGAAGCAAGAAAAAUCAGAAUAAAGGCACCGCAAUACAAGUUGAUGGAAGGCAACCUCUACAAAAAAGCAUUCUUAAGCCCUUGGCUCCGCUGCAUAGGACCCAAACAAGCAGAGAUAAUCUUCUUUGAAAUUCUUGAAAGAAUUUGCGAAUUGCACGUAGGACCCAGGUCGGUAGCAACAAAGGCAUUACGCCUAGGGUAUUUCUGGCCAACCAUGCAUAGAGACGUAACCACAUUGUUACAAAAUUGUGAAGCAUGCCAGCUACACGCAAACGUCCCCAGGUUACCAAAGAAUGACAUGACAUCAGUAACGUCCGCGGCGCCUUUUCAGAAAUGGGGUAUCGACAUAGUGGUACCACUACCUAAGGCGUCAGGAAAGGUAAAAUUCCUAAUCGUAGCAAUUGAUUAUUUCAGCAAAGCCAGUAGCCACCAUUGA
Erigeron canadensis is the source of this 1140-nucleotide messenger RNA. RefSeq lists its product as uncharacterized. Bases 1 to 1140 code for a protein of 379 amino acids. NCBI's taxonomy places the organism in Eukaryota, Viridiplantae, Streptophyta, Magnoliopsida, Asterales, Asteraceae. The transcript has a single exon. The record is from RefSeq and is a predicted model, not a curated record. Gene Ontology annotation, molecular function: RNA-DNA hybrid ribonuclease activity; nucleic acid binding.